This is a messenger RNA of Paramacrobiotus metropolitanus, 1842 nucleotides long. RefSeq names its product hatching enzyme 1.2-like. Gene Ontology annotation, molecular function: zinc ion binding; metalloendopeptidase activity. The transcript is spliced from 8 exons. The record is from RefSeq and is a predicted model, not a curated record. Lineage: Eukaryota; Metazoa; Tardigrada; Eutardigrada; Parachela; Macrobiotidae. Gene Ontology annotation, biological process: proteolysis. Bases 143 to 1339 code for a protein of 398 amino acids.
GAACGGUGCCGCGAAAUUACGCCAAUCAUCAUAAUUACAUUGCUUGAUACCGUAGUUAUUACCGGUUCCAAAUCCAUCGAAAUUCUGAACGAACGCAAGAUUGUGCAAUAAUUAAUUUAGGCAGAAUCGGAAGUAUCGCAACAUGAUUUCCACCAGGAAUACAGUGAUAAGAGUAUUUGGUAUAAUUUUGCUGCGAAACAUCGUUUCGACGUACGCUGCCAUACUACCGGAUAAUUGGCGGGAUUACAUCCAUCCUGACGUUCUCGCAAAAAUGGUAUUGGAAGCGCCGACGCGGUACGAUAGCGAACUGAUGGAAGGCGACAUUGUGGGACUAGAAACACCGGUAAAAACCCAGGGAGCGGCUAAUGCAGUCGACGAUGCGUCCUCAUUUUGGCCAAACAACACUAUACCUUACCAGUUCUCACGCAAAUCUUUAUCUGUAAGCGAUAUCCAGAUGAUACAGGAAUCCAUGAACAUCAUAAGUCGCUUGACGGGCAGCUGUGUCAAAUUCGUGGAGCGAUCGACCGAGAGCGAUUUUAUUACUUUCCAAAAGGGUCUUGGAUGUCUGUCGAUUAUUGGACGGAUUGGCGGCCGGCAGACUAUAUCAUUAUCCAACGCGUGUUUGAAGCAUCACGGUGACGUCCAGCACGAGAUUAUGCACACCCUGGGCUUUUUACACGAACAGUCGCGCCAGGACCGUGACAACUACGUCAUCAUUAAUUGGGAUAAUAUUGCUGAAAGUGAACGCGGUCAGUUUGAGAAGUAUGAAGCGGGAAACACUUACGGACUGCCGUAUGAUUACGAGUCGAUUAUGCAUUAUAAAGUCAACGCCUUUGCCAAAGAUCCCGCGCUGCCCACAAUUCUUCCAAAGAUCAGGAAGACCAAGAUGGGACAGAACGAAAACCUUAGCCCGUUAGACGUAGUGCGCAUUCAUCGACGCUUUGGGUGCGCGGUGCCCACCGCCGCCAAUUUCCUUGGUUUGGAGAUUGUCAUGCCGGUACCGAGCUCCGAGCCUCCCACAAACGCCCUUACGGAAUUAAUUUCUAGUUCAACCGUUACACCAGCUGCUAAAGUACCGUCAAACUGUAUAGCUACUGACCAGUUGUGCACUGCGAACGGGAUCAACGGAGCAUAUUGCUGUAGUGGAUUCUGCUUGGUACUGCCCAACCAACCGAAUGGAACGUGUAAACCGCCUCCAGGUUCCUGCAUACCCAUCGGCGAUCCGUGUAGUUUUGACGACAGUACUAGACUCUGCUGUGAACCGAGAAAGUGCUCACAAAAAGGAAGCGGUAGAGUAGGAAUAUGCGUUAAGAGAUAUCCUUGGGAGACGUCUUUAUGAUGCACAAUUUCUAAAAAGCUAUUGACUGACUACGAAGUACACAUUCUAAACCUUUUCGAAAAAAAUGACCUACGUUAUGCUUGAGCUUAUUAUGCAAAUUUAAUAGUCUGUAAUCAGUAUCUUUGUAAAGUCAUUACUUAUAAUUAUGGCUUUAUGGACAUAAUUCUGUCUGUUAAGCAUUCAAUUUUGCGCGUAUGUCAGUUUUGAUUACCGGCAAAAGGUUACCGAAAAGUGAGGAAAUCAACGACAUUAUGCAUCAUUAUACAGUACUGCUACUGCACAGCACAUAGCACUUUAAUAAUUAUGCAAUAGCCACUAAUAAAUAAAAAAAGGUGCAUUUCCCUUAUCAAAAACGGUCAAACCAGCUAAUGCAAAAGCUUAGAGCAGGAAGAGUAACAUGGAAAUUGUGAAGACAAAUAACUUUUGAUUAUAAACGCGAUAUUAUUAAGUACUAUGUAUUUAUACUCACAUUCAACGCAAAUAACAAUUUUUACGUUUGUAUA